AUGUUGCAGAUCUGGGGGCAGAAACAGCACAACAGGAACAAUGGAACAAAACUGAAGCCUAGGUACUUGUACAUCAAAAUGCUUGGUCCAGGAGGGAACAUCUCUAGCUCCCCUGAUUUCUCGGGCAACUGGGCAUCUGGUGGGGAGCACCGACUCCACAAGCUCAGCGCAGUAGCCGCCGGAGGCGAGACUGGUGUUAAGAACAAGUUUAAGCAUUGCUGGUGUAGACAAGCUCAGAGUAUCCCACAUACAACUCAGUAUUUCUGCCCAGAGGAUUGGAUUGGUUUCCAAAAUAAAUGCUAUUACUUCUCUCAAGAAGAAGGGGAUUGGAACUCAAGUAAACACAACUGCUCUACUCAACUAGCUGAUCUAACUGUGAUUGACACUACAGGAGAAAUGAACUUUCACAGGAGAUUCAAAAGCAGUUCUGAUCACUGGAUUGGGCUGGAAAUGACAGAAGAUCAAACAGCAAAAUGGAUAAAUGGAGCCUUAUUUAACAAGUGUUCAAGUUUUAAUAUAAGAGGAAGUGAAAAAUGUGCUUACCUGAAUGAUGAUGGAGUGGCAACAGCCAGAUGCUACACCAAAAGAAAAUGGAUUUGCAGGAAAAAAAUUAACUAA
Messenger RNA from Manis pentadactyla (Chinese pangolin), 618 nucleotides. It is a transcript of the gene CLEC2B, whose product is annotated as C-type lectin domain family 2 member B. The record is from RefSeq and is a predicted model, not a curated record. The coding region runs from base 1 to 618 and encodes 205 amino acids. The transcript has 6 exons. Gene Ontology annotation, cellular component: external side of plasma membrane. NCBI's taxonomy places the organism in Eukaryota, Metazoa, Chordata, Mammalia, Pholidota, Manidae.